AGUUUUUGGUCAUCAAGUAAUCCAGAGUUUCUCUUUUCUCUCUCAAUUCAACAAUCAAUCCGUUAAUCCAGUUGUUUUUAUCUCUUCUCAAUCCAUCGUCAGAUAUUUUCCUGAUUCCAGUUCUAGGGUUUUGGUCCAGACUGAAUGAACUCAACAGAUAUGAUUUCUGAUUCAAUCGGCACCACCGCUUCCAUCCCUAUGUCCGCCUCAAAUCCUAAAGAUUUUCCCAAGAAAAAGAGGGUCAACAGGUCUGCCAAAUUAAAGCAGUGUAAGCUGGACGUUCGUCGUGAGCAGUGGCUCUCUCAAGUCAAAAACAAGGAAACCAAUGAUGAAACUGACGGAAACGGAGGAUUCAUUUCGCCUAUGAACGUGCAGAAGGAGAAUCGUACAGUUGAAGGUGAAGAGAAGUCCAUCCACCUCUAUUGUGAGUUGGAUUCCCCUUCCUACAGCCCUACCAGUCUCCACAGUAGCAGUAAUUUGUCGGGUACAAAUUUUACCUGCAGCAGCAGCAGCAGCAGUGGAAGUUUCUCCGGUAGCCUAACCGGAGAAGAUGAUGACGGAUGCUUGGAUGAUUGGGAGACAAUUGCUGAUGCUUUGGCUGCUACAGAUAUCAAGCAGGAACAACACGGUUCUUUCUUAGAGCCAUUGCAAGAGGUUGAGAAUGCAGAUCAUGUUAAUGGAAUUGACAUUCCAAAGCCAGAGGUUGUGGAAACUGUGCAGCAGAAUCCAACUAAUGUCAGAGCAUGGAAACAUGACGAUACUUAUCGCCCACAGAGUCUUCCUUCAUUGUCGAAGCAGCUGAGCCUUCCUAUACAUUCAUUUCGGAAUCAUGUUCAUGGGGGAGGCAGUGUAUGGGGGAGUUGUGGAAACGUUGUUUCUGCACCAUCAUCAUGCCCCAUAUGCUGUGAAGACUUGGAUUUCACGGAUUCAAGCUUUCUGCCUUGUUCAUGUGGGUUCAGACUUUGCCUCUUCUGCCACAAGAGGAUUCUUGAAGAUGAUGGUCGUUGUCCAGGUUGUAGAAAGCAAUACAACCAUGAAUGUGUUUCGGGGGAAGAUACUCGCUUGGCUCAAACUCGUAGCUUGAUUAUAAGGUCUUAGGAUGAGUUUAUAUUUUGUUCAGUAUUUUUCUUUUCUUUGAGUCUUGUUUUUGCUUAUCUCACGUGUUUUUAUUUAUACACAAACUCUGAUAAUCUUUUUUUUUUACCUAAUCCAAGCUUAUAGAUAUGUGUUUUCCAGAA
This is a messenger RNA of Impatiens glandulifera, 1238 nucleotides long. RefSeq lists its product as uncharacterized. Gene Ontology annotation, biological process: protein ubiquitination. Gene Ontology annotation, molecular function: ubiquitin-protein transferase activity. The record is from RefSeq and is a predicted model, not a curated record. The transcript has 3 exons. Gene Ontology annotation, cellular component: CCR4-NOT complex. The coding region runs from base 145 to 1098 and encodes 317 amino acids. Lineage: Eukaryota; Viridiplantae; Streptophyta; Magnoliopsida; Ericales; Balsaminaceae.